AAACAGAGAAAAAAGGGGAGGUGGGGGAGGCAACGUUCGUGAGGUGUUUCAAAGGCGUUCCAAUCUGUCUGCAUUUCCCUCUCGAGGGAACUUUGAUUGAGCGUCAAUGGGGUUAUUCACUGGACUCUAAUCCGCAUUGUUUCGCAGUCCCGGAUUUUAUUGCUACCUUCCACUUGGAUUUUUCGACAAAUUCUUCCCUGGCACCGUUUGGACAGUGUGUUGAAAAUGGAUAGGAGACUCAACGGACCCACCGGUGGCGCCGCCAGCACUAAAUCUUCUACAACUACUUUGCAACCAAACUACGGCAACCAAUCCGUUCAGGAAGCAUUGGAACACUUAGCAUCCAUUGAUUUAAUUGACUUGUGCAAGGAAGCCAAAAUUGAGCGCUGCCGGGCAACUAGAGACUUGAGAAGCUGUGGCCGCUAUGUCCACCAUUUGUUGAAUUCAUGUGGGCAUGCCUCUCUAUGUGCAGAAUGUAGUCAAAGGUGUGAUAUCUGCCCAAUUUGUAGAAUCCCGGUACCCAAGACUGGCACUAGACUGCGUCAACGUCUUUAUUAUGAGUGCAUUGAAGCUGGUCUUAUAUCUAAAAGAUGUGAUGAGAGGUUUCAAGAAAUAGAAGACAGGGAGAAACAGCUAACUGCUGAUGUCCAACGACUUUAUUCUUUGUUUGAUGUUGCACUUGAGAAUAACUUGGUUUCUCUAAUCUGUCACUACGUGACAGAUGUAUGUAUGGAUGAGACUGCAGUUUCGAGCGAUCCUGUCAUUGCAUUUUUGUUGGAUGAAGUGGUGGUAAAGGAUUGGUGCAAGAGGACAUUUGAAAACGUCAUAUCUGAAUUACAUGAAAUCUAUAGUCUUGACAUUGGAGGAAUGAUAAAUAGAUUGAGUUCACUUCUUAAAUUUAAAUUACACUUGGCUGGAAUAUCUAAUGUACUAGAAGUUUUGGAGUCAUCUUUCAAGGGCACUGUCUCAGCACAACUUAAUGAUCUGCACAAUCUCCAGGAGAGUGUAUCAAAGACAAAGCAGCAUCUGGAGAUUAUUAUUUGGUGUACAAGACAUGAAUUUUUGGAGCUUGUGAGAUCUCGUUUUGCUGAUAUUUCAUCAUGGGCUUCAGAUGUACGUGAACGGAAAUCAGCGGCAAUCAGGCGUGCUUGGCCCAAUGCAAUAAGUCCACCUGGGGAAUCAACAUGGCAGGAUGGUUCUUUAUUUAUUGAAGAUGCAUUAAAUAAUCUUGAAUUAGAGGAGGGUUUGAUAAAGGACAUUGGAGAGGGUUUGACAGUUGCUUCCUUGCAGAAGGAUGGUACAUCAAUUUUCAUGGCUAAUGCUGAUGGGGUACUGGGUUGCUAUCCCUUCAAAAAUCUUCGAGCUGCUGCUGACUUACUCUUUUUGCGUGGUAGUUCUGAUAUGGUGAUCGCAAAGCAAGCCAUUUUUCUGUAUUAUUUGUAUGAUCGCCACUGGUCAAUUCCAGAUGAAGAAUGGAGAGAAAUAGUGGAGGACUUUGCAGCUACCUUUAGAAUUAGUAGGCACUCGUUAUUGGAGUCUUUAAUAUUCUAUCUUCUAGAUGAUCACACGGAAGAGGCUUUACAGGAAGCUUGUCGCCUUCUUCCUGAAAUUUCUGGCCCAGCAUCACAUCCUAAAAUUGCUGAAGUUCUGUUGGAAAGGAAUAGUCCUGAUACAGCUCUUAUGGUUUUAAGGUGGGCUGGCCGUGAUGGUGGAUCACAGUUGAUUUCGCUUCAAGAUGCUGUGACUGCAGUGAGGGUGAGGGUUGAGUGUGGACUUCUGACUGAAGCUUUUAUGCAUCAGAGACUGCUCUACACCAGAGUGAAGGAAACAAAAUUUAUGCAUGGAGUAGCUGGGGAUACUUUGGACAAACUAAAAGGUCAAUAUGGCAGUUGGCUGGAGUGGGUCGAGGCCUUGGUGACUGAGAUUUGUUGGCUCUGUAUCAGGAGGAGCUGGGUUGACCGAAUGAUAGAGUUGCCAUGGAAUUCUGAUGAAGAGAAAUAUAUACACAAGUGCCUCUUGGAUUAUGCUGUUAAAGACCCCCUUAAGACUACUGGAAGUCUUCUUGUUGUGUUCUAUAUUCAACGCUACAGAUAUGCUGAAGCGUACCAAGUUCAUCUUAAACUUGAAAAGGUAGAGCAAGCGUCAAUUUCAGAAGUUUCUUUUGGAGAAGAAGCUCUAUCUAGAAUAAGGACACUCAGUCAAUGGAGAGCUAAUUUGGUUGAUAGAUGCUUGGAGUUGUUGCCUGAAGUUAAGCAGCGACAACUGAGGAGUGGAAAUUUCACUGAAGGUGCUGCUACCGCUGAUGUAGAAGUUGAAAGUCCAUCUAAAUCUGAUGUUCCUCAGAUACAGGACUCCAGGCUGACUAGUUUAUUGGUCCCCUUAUCUGCUAAUUCUACCCAUGUGUUGGGUGUGGACAAUGCAAUCGGCUUGUUGCGGUCAUCAACUUAUGAGACUCCAACAAAAGUUGGCCAGGCUUUCUCCAGUAUCAACCCUGAGCUUGGUAGAUUUGGUUCUGCAUCAUCACAUGAAUGGUUAUUAACCAACAGUGAGAGGAGGCCAAAAUAUCGAAGUAGCACUGGCAAAAGUUUCAGAUAUGAUGCUGUAACUCAACGAAAUCACAGGAUUCAUUCCAUUAAUGGUUCACCUGUAAGGGGAUAUAGCAGAACAUCGCCAAGUAAUUCCCAAGACAGCAUGCAGGAUAAAAUCUCACCCGGAGAUGGAUGGAAUCAGUUUCUUGGUCAUAAUUCAAACGGCAGUCCCAUGUAUCCCUGGAAAGCUGCAGCUAAUGCUGUUACUAUAUCUGCUGUCGGUGAUUCUACAGAAUUUGUGAAUGACCUGCUUAUGUCCAGCAGAAAAUUUCAAUCACAGAGAGAUGAUAGAAAUUGGAGCACAGCUGCCUCUGAUGAUCCAAUGGAUGUUUCUUUGAGCCAUAUGGAAGGCAGCUUAUCUAUUGAAAAAAGCAACACCAAUGGUGGACCAAGGUGGAGGUCGGAUGAAGAAACUGGUGACGAGGAAGAAGAGAAGAUUCUAGAAAGAGCUAUGGGGAUAGCUUAUCAUGCAACUUCAACUAGGAAAACCAGACGUAGCAGAUUUACCAAGAGAUGAGCGCGACUCUUACUUGGUACGAGUCUGGAAAUUAUCUGGAAAUGAAUAGGUAACAUUCUUGUUGAAAGAGCUGUUUUAGGAUGAGAGUUGUACCUUUUUGGAAGGUGGAAAUUUUCAAGUUUACGACUACACUGGUCAUAGUUGUGUACCUGAUAUUCAGAGAAGGAAAUAUUAAUUUUGAAGGUCCAUUUCCUUCCCAUUUCCAAUGUUGUUCAUCAAAGUAAUGUAGAUUUACUGAUAAUAUUUUGAGCGAAUUCAAAGCGGAGGUGUCUGAGUGAGUUUUACUUCGUCAUC
Prosopis cineraria is the source of this 3399-nucleotide messenger RNA. RefSeq names its product E3 ubiquitin-protein ligase HOS1. The record is from RefSeq and is a predicted model, not a curated record. Gene Ontology annotation, molecular function: ubiquitin-protein transferase activity. NCBI's taxonomy places the organism in Eukaryota, Viridiplantae, Streptophyta, Magnoliopsida, Fabales, Fabaceae. The coding region runs from base 226 to 3105 and encodes 959 amino acids. The transcript is spliced from 10 exons. Gene Ontology annotation, biological process: protein ubiquitination.